AUGGCACCUUCGGCUAUCUCUCCGACUACCGAGCAAUAUGCAUCUUUGUCGCUGAAAGAAACCUACACCCCUCGUCUCGAAGGCAGCCACAAUGGAAAGGCUCUAUCCAAGGCCAUGAUUGGCCGUGCUCUGCAGCAGCGUGUUCAGAGCAUUGACGAAGACACUUGCGAGCCCGGCGAAGAGGACGCUUUCUUCGUCGCCGACAUGGGCGACAUCUACCGCCAGCACCUGCGCUGGAAGAAGCACCUCAACCGCGUCAAGCCCCACUAUGCCGUCAAGUGCAACCCUGACCCUCAGGUUCUUCGUCUGCUUGCUGCCAUGGGCACCGGUUUCGACUGCGCUUCUAAGGCCGAGAUUGACAUGGUCCUCCGUCUCGGCGUCGACCCUUCCCGCAUCAUCUAUGCCCAGCCUUGCAAGACCAAGUCCUACGUCCGCUAUGCCGCCAAGCAGGGCGUGCGCCAAAUGACCUUUGACAACUCUGACGAGCUCUACAAGAUCAAGGAACUAUACCCUGAUGCCGAGCUUUACCUCCGCAUCCUGACCGAUGACUCGGCCAGUCUGUGCCGUCUGAGUCUCAAGUUUGGCGCUUCCCUCGACGACACGGGCGAUCUCUUGGCUCUCGCCAGAAAGCUCGACCUCAAUGUGGUCGGUGUUGCCUUCCACGUCGGAUCAGGCGCUUCUGACCCUGCAGCCUUCUUGAAGGCCGUCCGCGAUGCCCGUUUCGUCUUUGACCAGGCAGCUGCUCUUGGAUACGACCUCAAGACUCUUGAUGUUGGUGGUGGCUUCGUUAGCGAGACAUUCGACGACAUGGCCGCUGUCCUCUCCGUCGCUCUGGACGAGUACUUCCCUCCCAGCGUCCGUGUCAUUGGCGAGCCUGGACGCUACUACGUCUCUUCGGCCUUCACUAUUGCAUGCAACGUCAUUGCUCGUCGUGCAGUUGAGGACAAGGCCCUCGGCACCAACAGCUACAUGCUCUACCUUAAUGAUGGUGUCUACGGCAACUUCAGCUCCAUCAUGUUUGACCACCAGCACCCUAUUCCUCGUGUGCUGAAGGCUGCCAGCUCGCCCAGCUCCACAUACGAUGCAGUGGCCGCGUACGAUGCUGGUAACCAGUUGCCUCUGGAGUAUUCCAUCUGGGGCCCCACCUGCGAUGGCAUCGAUUGCAUCUCUGCAAGCUGGACCUGUGCCCAGACUCUUGACGUUGGCGAUUGGCUCUACUUUGAGGACAUGGGCGCUUACACCAAGUGCAGUGCUACCAAGUUCAAUGGAUUCAGCGACAGCCACGCUACUGUCUACAUCUCCAGCGAGCCUGGCGCAUCUGCCCUUUUGGGAUACUAG
Messenger RNA from Aureobasidium melanogenum CBS 110374, 1338 nucleotides. RefSeq names its product ornithine decarboxylase-like protein. The transcript has a single exon. Gene Ontology annotation, molecular function: ornithine decarboxylase activity. Bases 1 to 1338 code for a protein of 445 amino acids. Lineage: Eukaryota; Fungi; Ascomycota; Dothideomycetes; Dothideales; Saccotheciaceae. The record is from RefSeq and is a predicted model, not a curated record. Gene Ontology annotation, cellular component: cytoplasm.